CUCGUCAUCGUCGAUCCAUCAUCAUCCUCAUCCCGGAAAAAAUACCCAUCGAAAAAGUGGCUCCGGAUGAUCGGCGCGGCUCCAGUAGCCGACAACUCUUCGACGACGACAUGCUGGUGCCGCCUGACAUGCUGGCGGCACAAUCCAAGAUGGUCUACCAACUCAACAAAUACUACACGGAAAAAGUUCAAGCCCGGAAAUUACAAGUCAGCAAAACAAUACAAGAAGUGUGCCGAGUGGUCCAGGAUGUCCUCAAAGAAGUGGAAGUGCAAGAACCGAGAUUUAUCUCAUCUUUGACGGACUAUAACGGGCGUUAUGAUGGCUUGGAAGUCAUUUCUCCGGUCGAAUUCGAAGUUGUGAUAUAUCUCAAUCAGAUGGGAGUGCUCAACUUUGUCGAUGAUGGAACUUUACCUGGAUGUGCAGUCCUCAAGCUCAGCGACGGAAGGAAACGCUCGAUGAGUCUCUGGGUCGAGUUUAUCACAGCUUCUGGGUAUUUAUCAGCCCGGAAAAUGCGCUCCAGAUUCCAAACUCUCGUGGCCCAAGCCUGUGAUAAGUGUUCUUAUCGCGACUCCGUGAAGAUGAUCGCCGACACCACCGAAGUCAAACUCCGGAUUCGCGAACGUUUUAUCGUCCAAAUCACUCCGGCGUUCAAAUGUGCCGGCUUAUGGCCCCGAUCCGCGGCUCAUUGGCCUCUCCCUCAGAUUCCCUGGCCGCAUCCGAACCUCGUCGUCGAAGUCAAAACCGAAGGUUUCGAUCUUUUGUCCAAAGAAUGCAUCGCGUUGCAAGGUAAACAAUCCGCGAUGGAAGGCGACGCUUGGGUCCUCUCCUUCAUCGAGGCGGAAAAUCGCCUAUUACAAGGCGGCUGCCGGAAACGGUGUUUGAGCAUCCUCAAAACCCUCCGAGAUAGACACUUAGAUUUGCCCGGUAACCCCGUCACCAGCUAUCACAUGAAAACCCUCCUCUUGUACGAAUGCGAGAAACACCCCCGGGAAACGGAAUGGGACGAGGCUUGUAUCGCUGACCGAAUCAACGGGAUUUUCCUCCAGUUAAUCUCGUGUCUUCAGUGCAAAAGGUGUCCGCAUUACUUCCUACCAAACCUCGAUUUGUUCAAAGGAAAAUCGCCGAGUGCACUCGAAAAUGCAGCGAAACAAGUCUGGAGACUCACCCGAGAGAUGUUAACGAACACUAGGUGUUUUGAAAAGUUGUAGUGUUAGUGUUUUUUACGAAGAAUUCUCAAACUGUGAUUUACCGCUUAAGAGAACAAAAUAUAUUAUUAUUGGUAUGUUUUUAAUAAAAAAGCGAAACUAA
Molecule: messenger RNA, 1308 nt
Organism: Tribolium madens (black flour beetle)
Lineage: Eukaryota; Metazoa; Arthropoda; Insecta; Coleoptera; Tenebrionidae
Product: protein mab-21
Exons: 1
Coding region: 111-1208 (365 amino acids)
Source: RefSeq, a predicted model, not a curated record